AUGGGAGUGAAAGAGCAAAGACACAAACUAAAUGAAGCUGAGGAGAAACGUUGCAACAUUGAAACUCAAAAAGAGAGUUUUCCAUUAAACGAAACCUGUGAACAGCACCAGAAAACACAUAAUAAAGUAAGAGAUCAUGUGUGUUGUUACUGUGGGAAGAGAUUUGCGACAGCUGAACAUCUGAAACUGCACCACAGGAUUCAUACUGGAGAAAAACCUUACAAGUGCUCAUACUGUGACAAGAGAUUCACUCAGUCUGGAUCCCUGAAAAGACACAAGCGAGUUCAUACUGGAGAGAAGCCUCUAUUUAACUGUGAUCAGUGUGGUAAAGAUUUUACUUCAUCAGCAAAUCUAAAAAAACACCAGAGUGUUCACACAAACGAGAGGCCUUAUGAAUGUUCAUUUUGUGCAAAGACUUUUUCACGACUGGAACAUUGUAACCAACACCAGAAAACACACACCGGUGAGAAAAAUCAUGUGUGUUGUGACUGUGGGAAGAGCUUUAUUAGAUCUAGUCAUCUGAAACAGCACCAAAGAAUUCAUACUGGAGAAAGACCUUACAAGUGCUCAUAUUGUGAGAAGAGUUUCCCUCAGUCUGCAAACCUGAAAUAUCACGAGCGAAUUCAUACUGGAGAGAAGCCGUACUACUGUACUGAGUGUGAAAAGGGUUUUAGACAAUCAUCUGACUUUCUCAGGCACAUGAGGAAAUAUCAUAAAUGGUCGCAAUGUCAUUUUCAUGUCAAAUAA
This is a messenger RNA of Pimephales promelas (fathead minnow), 747 nucleotides long. The record is from RefSeq and is a predicted model, not a curated record. Lineage: Eukaryota; Metazoa; Chordata; Actinopteri; Cypriniformes; Leuciscidae.